AUGGACACCACCAGCGAGACAUCGGUUACAGUUGAGCAACUUCCUCCUGUCACGCCAAAUAUGGAACCACAUUCAACAACAGACACGGGUGCAACGACAGUCGCUCUGGACGCGCCGAUCAGCGACGCUCCAGAGUCUUCGACAGACCAAUUGAACAACGCCAUGGAGUCUCCCUUACUAAUGCCAGAACAAAAUAUAUCAUCUCAAGAUACUAGUGCUGAUGAGCAUGAGCCUACCAUUCGGUCUGAUAUCUCUGCCCCUCCACGACCCCCACCUCCGGAGGUCGAACAUGCUUAUUGGGCGGAGAUGGAGGAGGAUACCUCGGUCCCGGACGAGGCUGAGAUGAAGGAAAUCGAGUCUGCCGCUGAUGGGGACUAUAGCGCUUACGAAUACUCUUACUGGGAGAAGAACUUCCACCCGGAUCUGGACGAUCCCGAGUAUCGUCCCGUUGAGAAGGCUCGUCUUACAUGGAAAAUUAAUGGUGUUAGAGGCACAAAAGAUCAUCCCAAUCGGUCCAAGGUCAUGCGCUCUCCAGCCGCCUACAUCGGCGGCUACUGGUGGUCCAUCAAGUUUUUCCCCCGCGGAAACAACGUCGGUUCCCUGAGCAUCUAUCUUGAAUGCUCGCCCACUAUGCCCCCUCCUGACAAGACUUUACCCGAUACCGAGUUUAAAGUGCUCCGGGGUCCAGCUGAUGUAGAUAUUAAUGGCCAUGCUCCCGAUCUGGACCUCAGGUUUGGCCAUACAGAUGACCCCGCAGCUUGGCUGGAGAACUACAAGUCACAUUAUCCACCGGCUGCCAAGGAAGAAAAGACAAUUUCCAACACUUGGAGAGUUUCGGCACAGAUUGGUGUCAUCUUAUACAAUCCAGAUGAACCACGGACUGGAUGGAUGCAGUCAUCUUGCCAUCAAUUCAAUCCACACAAUCUUGACUGGGGCUGGACUAGCUUCCAUGGCCCGUGGGAUCAGAUCCACCGCCGGCAGCGGGGCCAGCGUCAGGCACUACUCCGCAAUGAUACCUUGGCGUUUGAUGCCUACAUCCGUAUCAUUGACGACCCUACUCACUCGUUGUGGUGGCAUCCCAGUGAUUCGGAGCCUACCUGGGAUAGUCUAGGGCUCACGGGCUACCGCCCGCUUGGAGAUUCCGUUAUCAACCACAGUGCCGAGGUCGCGGGGCUAGCCACAUGGUUACAUAUUGCACCUUUCUGCAAAAUCAUUCAAAACGCCAACAUUGUUGAACAUCACGCCAACUGUGACGUCAAGCCCAAGCCGCUCUGUGAUGCGCUGCAGAGGUUCCUCUGGCAACUACGCUCUCGUAAAAAUUCUCUUCAGUAUGUGGACACGGACAUCAUCACAUCUACGCUGCGCAAUCUGCAUGAGUAUUCCGGAGAUGUAUGUGAUUUCUGGGAACGCUUGCGACGCACCCUCGAGUUGGAACUUGCAGGUACAAGUGCGGUGAAAGACCUGGCUGCGCUGUUCGAUAGCCCAACCCCUGAUCUACUUCUCCAGGAGGCUCAAGGAUCAGAUGUGGUCAACACUAUCCCAAAGGAUUUCAAUUCACGUAUUUGUGUGCCUGCCGACCAGGUAAAGACAAUACAUGAAGCCCUCAGCAAUUACCUGGGUUCCAAACCAGGCCGUUGGGCACUGCCGCCUAUUCUUCAUGUGGAGCUAAGUCGCCAAAAGCUCGACAAAGCAGCCCGGCAAUGGCGGUUAAUCUACAAUCGAGUUGACCUGGACGAAGAGCUGGACCUUUCGCCAUGGCUACUACAUGGUCAGCGCGGAAAGUAUGUCCUGUACGGUUACAUCGUCCAUCGGGGUCGACGCACUUCGGGUAAAUUCUUCAGCAUUCUUCGCCCCGGUGGUCCUGGAACUAAGUGGCUGGCAUUUGAUGACGGAAGCGAUAAUCGUGUUGAGUGUUUAACACGUAAAACAGCCUUGGGACAUCAUCUAGGGCUAGACGCAAGUCAGAAGGUCGACCAUAAAACCGGCCAUGAUGUUGCCAUUGCGGCGAUGUAUAUCCGCAGUGACCUCGUGUCGCAGUAUCUACCGGGCCCUCAAGGGCCAUGGGCUGCGUCUCCAGCCAUGAAAGAAUAUUAUGAACGUGGAAUUUAUCCCUACGCAGAGUCGCCUGACAGGAAAACAACGGAGGACAUUCAAGUCGAAGUCUACUCUGCUCCACAAUAUGAUAAGCUCGACAGCUUGUUCGACACAUACGAUCUGAUGUCGCAGGCGAAGGCAGCCAAUAAGGUCAUGUACCUGACAGUGCCCCGGUCAACGAAUCUGAUUGAGCUGCGCAAGAAGAUUGCUCUGUGGGCUUCUGCAGGCGCCCAAGAUCAGGCAGGCCCAGAGCAUAUUCGGCUCUGGCAGAUUGGGCAUACUCGCGAUCGGUUCGGUCCUACGCUCGCGUUCUCUCGGGUAUCAGACCUGAGAACCACAUUGAAUCUGCCCAUGAAGACAGCUCGUUUCUGGAUACAGGUGGUCUCAAAUGUGGACGCAAAGUAUUUUGCCAUGGCGGAUCCGCGGGAAGUGGAAGUCCCACAGACCAAGCCUGAGGAGGCUAUUUUCGAACGUGAAGACUCUGAUUCCUCUGACGAUCAGCAAUCUAUUGCUGAAGUCGAGGCUGCACAGGCAGGCCCAUCUGGCACCGCUUCUCGCGUGGAUGACACUGUGCAAGUCGUGACUGCAGACGCCUCUUCCGAACACUCUAUUAAUGUUACCGAAAACUUGGGAGAUGGUGUUGCAGCAUCACUGGAGAUGACUCACCCCGAAGAUGACAUCCCUAACGGGGCUGGAAAUGAUACUGUCAUUGCUGCAAUAAUCGCUGAGGAUAUCCAACAGAUGGAAACGGAGCAAUCAACAGACACUCCUCAAACCAACGAUGUCACAAACGAGCCCCAGUCUGUUGAAGUCAGCACAGAGUCCUCUCCAACUGAUGAUACUUCUGCACAUCCAAUGGAGCCGGAGCCCACAUUACCGGUGGACCAUGUGUAUUAUUUCAUCCAAAUUUUUGAUGUGGAGGCACAGGCUUUGCGAACUGUCGGAUCAUUUUUCUCUCAGAAGGAAGAGACUAUCAAGGCUGCAGUGCGGAAGCACUUGCAAUGGCCCGUGAGCAAAGACUUUCAGGUCUGGCAGCGCGUGGAUGGCACUACGGUGACAACUAUGUCCUCUGCCGAGACAUUUAAUGUGUUCGUGCCCGAUGGUACUUGCUUCAUCGUUGGAGACAAGAUGAACAAGGACAAACGUUUGAAGCUUAACCAGCAAGGUUUACUAGCCAACCCUGAUCAGCUGGUGCGGUAUCUGUGGGCCAAAUCCCGCAAUCACCCCAUCAAGGCAUUUACUGGUUUCAAGACCAUCGAAGCAUCAUUCACCAAUGAAUUUUAUAGCGGUGAUCUGAACAAAGGAUACUACCAUGGUAAAGGAAAGCAUGUCUCCGAUUCAGCCGCUACUUACGAUGGGGAUUUCGUCCUCGGAAAGCGUCACGGUAAGGGAUACAUGGAGUAUCCUAUUGGCGAUACCUAUGAUGGAGAUUGGUUCGAGAACCAGUGUCAUGGCCAGGGCACCUUCAUCGAAAAGAAGACAGGCAACAAGUACGUGGGUGGUUACAAAGAUGGUAAGCGUCAUGGAAAGGGUAUUAGCUACUGGGAAGUAGCCGACGAAGAGAUGGAUCUAUGCCAGAUCUGUUACUGCGAAGAGCAAGAUGCCCUAUUCUAUGACUGUGGCCACGUCUGUGCCUGUGUCACCUGCGCACGCCAGGUGGAAAUCUGCCCGAUCUGUCGGAAGAACAUUAUCAGCGUCGUCAAGAUCUACAGGACAUAA
This is a messenger RNA of Aspergillus nomiae NRRL 13137, 3813 nucleotides long. Its product is annotated as putative MATH and UCH domain protein. Gene Ontology annotation, biological process: protein deubiquitination. Gene Ontology annotation, molecular function: cysteine-type deubiquitinase activity; protein binding. Lineage: Eukaryota; Fungi; Ascomycota; Eurotiomycetes; Eurotiales; Aspergillaceae. The transcript has 4 exons. Bases 1 to 3813 code for a protein of 1270 amino acids. The record is from RefSeq and is a predicted model, not a curated record.